Molecule: messenger RNA, 1677 nt
Organism: Acanthosepion pharaonis
Lineage: Eukaryota; Metazoa; Mollusca; Cephalopoda; Sepiida; Sepiidae
Source: the annotation of a GenBank genome assembly
AUGCUGUUCCUCCUUCCUUACUUUUCUGUUUCGUUCUUUCUUUCUUUCUUUCUUUCUUCUGAUCUACCACCAAUUUUCUUUCUUUCUUUCUUUCUUUCUUUCUUUCUUUCUUUCUUUCUUUCUUUCUUUCUUUCUUUUGAUCUACCACCAAUCUUUCUUUCUUUCUUUCUUUCUUCUAAUCUAAUGCAUUUCUUUCUUUUUUCUUUCUUUCUUUCUUUCUUUCUUUCUUUCUUUCUUUCUUCUAAUCAAUCACCUUUUUCUUUCGCGUUACUUUCUUUCUUACUUUUUCUAAUUCAUCGCCUAUUUUUCUUUCUUCUAUUUUACCGGCUUUCUUUCUUUCUUUCUUUCUUUCUUUCUUUCUUUCUUUCUUUCUUUCUUUUGAUCUACCACCAAUCUUUCUUUCUUUCUUUCUUUCUUUCUUCUAAUCUAAUGCGUUUCUUUCUUUCUUUCUUUCUUUCUUUCUUUCUUUCUUUCUUUCUUUCUUCUAAUCUACUGCGUUUCGUUCUUUCUUUCUUUCUUUCUUUCUUUCUUUCUUUCUUUCUUUCUUUCUUUCUUCUAAUCUACUUCUUUCUUUCUUGCUUUCUUUCUUCUAAUCCAAUACGUUUCGUUCUUUCUUUCUUUAUUUCUUUCUUCCUUUCUUUCUUUCUUUCUUUCUUUCAUCUAAUCUACUGCUCUUUCUUUCUUUCUUCUCAUCUAAUGUGUUUCGUUCUUUCUUUCUUUCUUUCUUUCUUUCUUUCUUUCUUUCUUUCUUUUAGUUCCCAUUCUUUUUUAUCUGUCUCUUUUUCUUUCUUUUCUUCUUUCUUUCUUUUUUGUUGUCGUUCUUUUUUAUUGAUAUAUUUUCUUUUUCCCUCUUUCUUUCUUUCUUUCUUUCUUUCUUUCUUUCUUUCUUUUUUAUUUUCUCUUUUUUUCCCUUCUUUUCUUUCUUUCUCUCUUUUUCUUUUUCUUUCUUUCUGUCUAUCUAUCAGUAUGUCUUUCCUUCUUUUCGCUUUACCUUCUCUCUUCUUUUAUUCCUUCUUUCUUUCUUUCUUUCUUUCUUUCUUUCUUCUGAUCUACCACCAGUCUUUCUUUCUUGCUUUCUUUAAUUCUUUUCGCUCUUUCUUUCUUUUUCUUUCUUUCUUUCUUUCUUUUCUUUUUCUUCUGGGUUUUUCUGUUUUAUUUCCGCUUUCUAUCUUUUUACUCUUUUUUCUUGACAUUCUUUCUUUUUUUUCUUUUUUUCUUUCUCUUUUUUUCUUUCUUUCUUUUUCUUUCUUUGUUUCAUUCUUUCUGUUUCAUCCUUUCUGUUUCAUUUCCGCUUCUUUCUUCCUUUCUUUAUUUCUUUCUUCUCGCUUUUCUUUCUUUCUUUUUUCUUUCUUUCUUUCUUUUUUUCAUUGUCAUCAUUUUUUUUCACUUCCGCUUUUUUCUUUUUUCUUUUCUUUCUUCUCGCUUUUCUUUCUUUCUUUUUUUCAUUGUCAUCAUUUCUGUUUCAUUUACGCUUCUCUUCUUUCUUUCUUUAUAUUUCUUUCUUCUCUCUUUUUUUCUCUAUUUCUUCCUUCCUUUCUUUCUGUCUAUAUUUCUUUCUUUCUUUUUGUUGUCAUCAUUUUUGUUUCAUUUCCUCUUCUUUUCUUUCUUCUUUCUUUUUUCGCUCUUUGUUUCUUUCCAUUUUCUUUCUUUAUUCCUUUCAGAAAUACAAAAAAAUAA